AUGACUUUCCGUGAGUUCAAAGGGGACCGAGGCGAGGUUGGCUUCCUGGAGUAUGUCUUUCAGAGUGCGCGGGCGCUGGAGAUGGUAGCUAUUUUCAUGGCCAAUCCAAGCUCCACGCCGUUCUCGGAGGACGAGGCGUUUGUCAAGGCGCAAUACAGCGCUAGAAACAUGAAGAGUAAAUCCUGCCAAAAGUGCAUCAUCGGGAGUAGCCAUCCUGCAGGACGCGAUGCUUGGAGCCUCAAAAUUGGGGCAGAUUUCAACUUUGAGGACCCGUUUACGGUGACGACGGUGGAGGAGGAAGCCAGCUGA
Molecule: messenger RNA, 309 nt
Organism: Triticum turgidum subsp. durum (durum wheat)
Lineage: Eukaryota; Viridiplantae; Streptophyta; Magnoliopsida; Poales; Poaceae
Source: the annotation of a GenBank genome assembly